CCACAUAACAAUCUUUAAUUACUGAUAUACUUCUCGGUACUAUUGAAGAAGUAGCUUAAAAAGAGACGUUGCUUCCAUUACAGAUUAUUGUUUAGCCAUCUCUUUGUGGUGUGAUUACUAUAGAUUCCAAUAUUUCAUUAUGAAAGCAAUUGUGUUACCUUUGUUUAUUGUUGCUGCUUUGGCAAGCUAUGGAGAUGCUUUAUUUGAGAAAAGCCUUUUUGAAGGAGGACAUCAUGGAAUAAAACACUAUUUCAAAAACUUCCUCCUUCCAAUCCAUGAGAAGUCCUUUCUUCACAGUAUUCAUCUAGAUUGCCAAAGAGAGAGUUCAUGUGAGCUUGAGUAUCUACAAAAUCCAUUCGAAUAUAUGGACUAUGAACCUUUGGGAAACUACAUGUUGUGCAUGUCUAAAAGAUACGGAUUCAUGGGACGUCAUGGACAUUUAAAGUUGAAACACUUAAGACAUAAACUUAGAAUGAUCUGCGGUAAAGAAGAUCCUGAAUUUUACAUCCAUGCUUGUGCGGUUCCCUCCCUCAACCCUAUUCACACAGCCAGUAACCUUUGGAAAUGUUUGGAUCACCAUGGUUUUCACUUCCUUAGGAAAUUAUUCUAGUAUAUUGUUGUGAUUAGUAUUUAAAAUGUAAUUUAUUUAUAAAUAUAAUUUAAACAAUUA
Messenger RNA from Diabrotica virgifera virgifera (western corn rootworm), 670 nucleotides. RefSeq lists its product as uncharacterized. Lineage: Eukaryota; Metazoa; Arthropoda; Insecta; Coleoptera; Chrysomelidae. The coding region runs from base 140 to 610 and encodes 156 amino acids. The record is from RefSeq and is a predicted model, not a curated record. Gene Ontology annotation, molecular function: odorant binding. The transcript is spliced from 2 exons.